This is a messenger RNA of Bradysia coprophila, 1395 nucleotides long. It is a transcript of the gene VhaPPA1-1, whose product is annotated as Vacuolar H[+] ATPase PPA1 subunit 1. Gene Ontology annotation, molecular function: proton-transporting ATPase activity, rotational mechanism. Lineage: Eukaryota; Metazoa; Arthropoda; Insecta; Diptera; Sciaridae. Gene Ontology annotation, biological process: proton transmembrane transport. The record is from RefSeq and is a predicted model, not a curated record. Gene Ontology annotation, cellular component: proton-transporting V-type ATPase, V0 domain.
UUCGUUCAAUAUCACAUGACAAAAUAAUCAUCAUCUCGCACUUGUGACUUUUGUGGAUCGAUUCGGAAGGCAAACCAAGUGAAAAAAGGAACAACAAAAUAUCGCCAAGAUGUAUAUGCGCUCAGCAAUUGGAUAUACAUUCGUUGGAUCACUGGUCUCUGUGUCCACCGUAUUGAUUCUAUAUCAUGUCCUAACCGGCAAGGGUGAACGAGUUAGUGUCGGCUGGUUCUUGGAAGAAACCUCGCCGUAUAUGUGGGCUACUAUUGGCAUUGGUUUAUCAGUUGCAUUGUCUGUAGUCGGUGCUGCACUUGGAAUCCAUACGACUGGCACAAGUAUCGUUGGCGGUGGUGUCAAAGCACCACGCAUCAAAACAAAGAAUUUGAUUUCAGUCAUUUUCUGCGAAGCUGUUGCCAUUUACGGAUUGAUCACUGCCAUUGUAUUGUCUGGUUUGCUAGAGGAAUUCAGCACCGAAGUCAUAACCAACAAUGAGAACAUCCGCAACAACAACUGGAUGGGUGGCUAUGUAAUGUUCGGAGCCGGUUUGGCUGUCGGCCUCGUCAAUCUAUUUUGUGGCAUUGCUGUCGGUGUUGUUGGAUCUGGUGCCGCUUUGGCCGAUGCUGCCAAUUCAAAUUUGUUCGUGAAAAUUUUGAUUGUUGAAAUUUUCGGUUCGGCCAUCGGUUUGUUCGGUUUGAUUGUCGGCAUUUAUAUGACAUCGAAAGUAAAAAUGGGCGACAAAGAGUAGAAAUAUGGAGUGGAGGAAAAGUUUUUUUUUCUGUCUGCUAUGCCGUUUACGAUGUUCGUAUUAUUUUUUAGUAAAUAAAAUUCAGAAAAAUUGAUUCAUCCAUUCAAUGGGAAGAAGAUGAAUCAGUUUGCCCUUUUCAAAUAAUUGCAGUAAAUUUCAAGUAAUCCAAAUGUCAUAUGAAUAAUAUUCAUUUUUGUGUCUCAAUUUAGAUAAUGUACUUAGGUGGAUCGUUAAAUCAUCAUUUAAAUACCAAAAACGAAUACCACAAAAAGUAUUUUAAAAAAAAAACUUCCUGAACUUUACGAUCAUCCAAUUACCAUCUUGGUAAUUGAAAUAAAAAUUAUUUUUGUUUUUUGUUUAAUAUUUUAUGAAAAAAAAUGUCGAUGUUGCGCCAAUAUGUUUCAAAUCAAAAGCAAACCAACUAUGAGACAUUCCAAUUUUUUUUUGAUCGACUGACUUCGAUUUAUUUUUGUUUUUUAAAUUGUGCAACGUGCUGAAUCGAGAUUCUGUUGUUACGGGAUCGAAUGUUCAACAAUCAAAACUGACGCAUUUUAAUUUACGUCCCUCCAUCCAGUCAGUCUGAUGCGCACACAUCCCCUACUUCUUUUAUUGUUUAUUUGUAAAAAUGAGAAAAUAUGUAAAAUAUUUAAGAG